GGUAAUUGCUACACUGAGGAUUAAAAUAGGGUGAUGUGCUAGCCUGGAGAUGGCUCCUUUAGAUUGGGAAACCGUCCCUGAGGAGGGACUCUGAAGUUGAGAGGGACACUGAAUGAGGAAUAGGAUUCCGGGAGCAGAGGGAAGAGAAUUUCAGCAUAAGAAAAACUGCUUUAUGAAGAUGGAACACCGGCGUGCGUUUGACCAGGGAGGCUGGAAAGAAGUGAGGGAGAUGGAAAGUGGCAGGAGUUGAGGUCUGAGAGGUAGGCAGGCAAGAGCCAGAUCAUAUAGCGUCUUGUAAGCCGUGGUGAGGAGUUUGGAUUUUAUUCUAAAUGUGUUCUUAAGUGCAGUCUGGCUAAGUCCAUUUUUUGCCACUCUUUCUCUUUGGUUUCCUUCUCUUGGUUUCUUUAUUAAAUUGGCUCUUCACCUCAAGUCUUUUGUAUCAUUUUCUUCUUUAUCAGACAAGGUGACAGACCAUGACACAAUACCUUUCAACACUGCCACUUAAAUUUUGAAUGAAACCUUUUGUUAGUUUUUGUGAGUGACUCUUACAGUUCUGUAUCUUAAAGGCAGCAAUAGCCUUGGCUCCAUCCUGUGGAAGGAACAGCUGAGUCAGUUUGUUAAAAUGGUGACAAAUCUUUUUGAGUUGAGAUUAGCAGAUCUGGAAUGAGGUAGUGUUGAGAAAUAAUGGGUUAAGGGAAAGCCUUCAAAGGUGAAAUAAAUACGGAAGGUUUUAGAUGUUCAUUGUUAAAUCAGUUUGAAGUUAUUUGACAAGAUUUUUUUUCAGGAGUUACGGAAAUUUGUUCAUAUGGCAGUGGUGACUGUGAUCAUCAUCAGAGGUUAUAGUCUUAUAAAUAAUUUAUUUCUCUCCAGAUUAUCCUUAUCCCAGGUAUAAUAGAUUGUCCUUUAUGUAGGAGCUUUCGUUGAGCAAAUUCUUAAAUUGAUUUUGGCCCUUUUAUAUGGAUUUGAGUUGGAUUUUUUUGAUUCCUAGGAUGAAGUAACCUUUAUUUAAAAAUUGCAGGAUAUUUUACUUCAAAUAAAGAACAUGGUGAAACUGAUUCACACAUUAGCCGAUCAUGAUGAUGAUGUCAACUGCUGUGCUUUCUCCUCUGCCCUCUUGGCUACUUGCUCCUUGGACAAAACAGUCCGCCUGUAUUCCCUAAGUGACUUCAGCGAAUUGCCACACUCUCCAUUGAAGUUUCACACCUAUGCUGUCCACUGCUGUUGUUUCUCCCCUUCAGGACAUAUUUUAGCUUCAUGUUCAACAGAUGGUACCACUGUCCUGUGGAAUACUCAAAGUGGACAGACUUUGGCCGUGAUGGAACAGCCCAGUGGUAGCCCCGUGAGGGUUUGCCGGUUUUCCCCAGACUCCACUUGUUUGGUGUCAGGGGCAGCUGAUGGAACGGUUGUUAUGUGGAAUGCACAGUCAUACAAGUUAUAUAGAUGUGGUAGUGUUAAGGAUGGCUCCUUGGUGGCCUGUGCAUUUUCUCCUAGUGGAAACCUCUUUGUCACUGGCUCCUCAUGUGGAGAUUUAACAGUGUGGGAUGAUAAAAUGAGGUGUCUGCAUAGUGAAAAAGCACAUGAUCUUGGAAUUACCUGCUGCGAUUUUUCUUCACAGCUAGUUUCCGAUGGAGAACAAGAUCUUCAGUUUUUUCGAUUGGCAUCAUGUGGUCAGGAUUGCCAGAUCAAAAUUUGGGUUGUUUCUUUUACACAUGGCUUAGGUUUUGAAUUAAAAUAUAAAAGUACACUGAGUGGGCACUGUGCUCCUGUUCUGGCUUGUGCCUUUUCUCAUAAUGGGCAGAUGCUAGUCUCGGGAUCAGUGGAUAAGUCUGUCAUAGUGUAUGAUACUAAUAGUGAGAAUAUACUUUGCACAUUGACUCAGCACACCAGGUAUGUCACAACUUGUGCCUUUGCACCCAAUAUCCUUUUACUUGCUACUGGUUCAAUGGACAAAACAGUGAACAUCUGGCAAUUUGACCCGGAAACACUUUGCCAAGCAAGGAGUGCAGAAGAUCAACCGAAGCAAUUUAUUGAAGAUUGGUCAGAGGACGAUGUCUCAACAUGGCUCUGUGCACACGAUUUAAAAGACCUUGUUGGUAUUUUCAAAAUGAACAACAUUGAUGGAAGAGAACUGUUGAAUCUUACAAAAGAAAGUCUGGCUGAUGAUUUGAAAGUUGAAUCUCUGGGGCUGCGUAGUAAAGUUCUGAGGAAAAUUGAAGAGCUCAGGACAAAGGUGAAAACCCUUUCUUCUGGAAUUCCUGAUGAAUUUAUAUGUCCAAUAACUAGGGAGCUUAUGAAAGAUCCUGUCAUUGCAUCAGAUGGCUAUUCAUAUGAAAAGGAAGCAAUGGAGAAUUGGAUCAGCAAAAAGAAACGUACAAGUCCCAUGACAAAUCUGGUUCUUCCUUCAGUGGUACUUAUACCGAAUAGGACUCUGAAAAUGGCCAUCAAUCGGUGGCUAGAGACACAUCAAAAAUAAAACUGUUUCAGGGCUUGCCCCAUGGCCUAGGGGUUAAGUUCGGUGUGCUCUGCUUCGGCAGCCUAGGUUCGGUUCCCGGGCAUGGACCACAACUCGGUGGUGGCCAUGCUGUGGUGGUGACCCAUACACAAAAGAGGAAGAUUGGCACAGGUGUUAGCUCAGGGCGAAUCUUUCUCAGCAAAAUAAAUAAAAAUAAAAUUGUUUAUAUUAUAUUUUUCAGUGAUCUCAUUUGAAUGAUUUAAAGGUAAAUACUAAUCAGACAUUAAAAGCAAAACAGAAGGAGAAAAGUAAACUUCUUAAAUUUAGUUACCUGUAACAAUUUACUAUUUUCAUUCUUUAAAACAUGGACUAAACAACACAUCCAACUUCUUUUCUAUUUUUAUUAUAAAAGCCUUUUUGUACUAGUGAAAAAAAAUCUUAACCUGUAGAGAAAUAAAGUUUUACUUUGACUUUAAAUUGCAAUGCU
Molecule: messenger RNA, 2939 nt
Organism: Diceros bicornis minor
Lineage: Eukaryota; Metazoa; Chordata; Mammalia; Perissodactyla; Rhinocerotidae
Gene: WDSUB1
Product: WD repeat, sterile alpha motif and U-box domain containing 1
Exons: 10
Coding region: 1043-2473 (476 amino acids)
Biological process (GO): protein ubiquitination
Molecular function (GO): ubiquitin-protein transferase activity; protein binding
Source: RefSeq, a predicted model, not a curated record